AUGCUGCUAAGAUGGGGCCUGUCUAUUAUGUGGCCAAGUAACAGCGGCCUUCUUCAGCUCACUGCUAUGAGGCAUUCGCAGUGUACUAUACGAUGUAGAGCUGUUCCGUUUGGCGCGUUGGCAUUGCGCCAUAUUGAUGAGGGGGCCCCAGAGGCACCAUCACGGCGUGAGCCGCCAAUCUCUAUGCCGUUGGCAUACAUCCAAGAAUGCAUUACAGAGGUACAACAAUAUCGGACUGAGGACGCGAUGUGGUCAAAGGAAACUUUGCGUGAGGCGUGGAAAACGUUCCACCACACACUACAGACGGCCAUGGAACGAGAGGAAGCUGUAAAGACGCAGGAGAUGAUCGACAAAGAUCUAGUUGGUUUGGCCUUAUGCACUUCGUACGCUGAGGUGAAGCAUCUCUUAUCCAUACUCUCGCCUUCUCUGCGUGAUGCCGUUACCUCUCAUCCGUCGUUUUGCCAUGCCGAAGUGGAGGAAUUUUUUAUGCAUCUUGGCCAGGAGAUGGAGGUGCGAGGCGCCGACUGGGUAGCUCAAUUACCACCCCCAUCUGCGAGCGAGCUUCAUUUUUCCAUCGAGAAAAUAGGUCGCUUUGGUGAUGAUGGAAGGGGUUGUAUUCGGAACACGCCGCAUCGUGUUUCCGUCUGGCGUGGCCGUCUUGGUGAGCCGCUUGGUCUCACCAUUCGAGUAGGCCGAUACGUGCCGAACGUCGCUCGAGCCCUGAUUCCGCUAGCUCACAAGGGAAGUGUCCUGAUCCUGUCCAAGGCGGGUAUUGGCAAAACAACUCUGUUGCGCGAUCUUGCUGCGUCGCUGUCUCGAGAACCAUCGAAGCCGCGCGUCGUUGUCAUCGACACCUCCAACGAAAUCGGGGGAGAUUGUCCGAUACCACUUCCAUUUUUGGGUCGCUGCCGACGGAUUCAAGUUCCCCGUCGCGAGGACCAGGGACAAAUCAUGGCACAUGUUCUACAGAACCACUCCCCUGAGUAUGUCAUUGUGGAUGAAAUUGCCACAGCUUCCGAGGCGGAAGCGGCGUGGUCAAUGACGCAGCGAGGCGUCCACCUUGUUGCGACAUGUCAUGGAGAAAGCCUUGAAGGAUUAUUGCAAAAUCAAUCUCUUAACCUCCUUGUCGGUGGCGCGGCUCAGGCGUUUCUCAGUAAUGAAGAGCGAAGGCUACGAAACAAAUCUAAAAAAACAAUUCUUGAAAGGCCAUAUUCGUCACCGUUUCGUUUUGUUGUUGAGCUGAAUACUAAAAAUAAAGCACACGUUUACACCGAUGUCAAUGCUGCAGUCGACCUUCUUUUGGAUGACCAAGAUGCGAGGCACAACGCUUCAGUGGGGCAGGCAGUUACAUUGGACCGGCAACCGUCGGAUCAACUGCUGGGUACGGUGAGGGCCAGCGAGAAGAUAUCGCGAUUGGAGACAAAAUGUCAUUUAGGAGGCCGUGGAAGGUUGGAGACUGAUAGCGAUGACGGGGGUGGUCUUUGCGACACGAACGUUUCUUGUAACGGGCGAAGGUUCCGAAAACCGUGGGCAGGCGAACGCACAAGAAAAUAUUCCGGUGUUCGGAAACGAACGGAUGAGGAACUCUUGGAGGAUCUGCAGGAGUUUCUCUGA
Molecule: messenger RNA, 1614 nt
Organism: Trypanosoma conorhini
Lineage: Eukaryota; Euglenozoa; Kinetoplastea; Trypanosomatida; Trypanosomatidae
Product: single-stranded nucleic acid binding protein R3H domain-containing protein
Exons: 1
Coding region: 1-1614 (537 amino acids)
Molecular function (GO): ATP hydrolysis activity
Source: RefSeq, a predicted model, not a curated record